CAUUAGUACUCAGAGCCCACAGGUACUCACAGCCCACAGGUACUCACAGCCGUCAGUACUCACAGCCAUCAGUACUCGCAGCCCACAGGUACUCACAGCCAUCAGUACUCACAGCCCACAGGUACUCGCAGCCAUCAGUACUCACAGCCAUCAGUACUCACAGCCAGCGGCCAGAGGAGGAAGCGCAUCCGCGCAUCGACCCUGAACAGAUAAGCAUCUGAUAAAAAAAGAUCCUAGGAAGAGAAUUAUCUGUAUCGAGGGCAACAUUGCCAGUGGAAAAACAACAUGCCUGGAUUAUUUUGCACAGACUACCAGCAUUGAGGUUUUGAAGGAACCCUUGAACAAGUGGAGGAAUGUUCGAGGUCAUAAUAUCCUGGGCUUAAUGUACCAGGAUGCAUCAAGGUGGGGGAUAACUCUGCAGACCUAUGUCCAGCUGACCAUGCUGGAGCAGCACACCAGGCCCAUGAUUUCCCCCAUAAGGAUGAUGGAGAGGUCGAUUCACAGUGCAAAACACAUUUUUGUGGAAAACCUCUAUCGAAGUGGGAAAAUGCCAGAGGUGGAUUAUGCUGUCCUGAGUGAAUGGUUUGACUGGAUCCAGAACAACACUGAUGUUUCAGUUGAUCUCAUAGUUUAUUUGCAGACAUCUCCUGAAGUUUGCUAUGAGAGGCUAAAGACAAGAUGCAGGGAAGAGGAAAAAGUCAUUCCUCUGGAAUAUUUAGAAGCUAUUCAUGAGCUCUAUGAAGAGUGGCUCAUUAAACGUGCACUGUUUGAAGUUUCCUGCCCAGUACUUGUGAUUGGAGCUGACCAUGACAUGCAGAAAAUGAUAGAGAAGUAUGAGGAGAACCGGGACCAAAUACUGAACCCAGCUAACAGACAGCACUGUUUAUAGAAGCCUGUGACUGUUGUAUCAGAAAUCAUCUACUCAAGUCUGAGUUGGUAUUUUUAAUAUUUAAAUAUGAUGGAUAUUGAUUUUGCACUAUGCUUUGUAGAACGCUGUGGACUUACAUCUCUGAAAUGAUCAGGUACCAAUCAGGAACAGAAUGUGAAUCAGUUCCCUUUGUGUUUUUAGGUUUUCCAUCAGCUUUACUGUAUCAGUUCUGUUCAGCUAAAAUAUGGCUGUUUUCCUCAUUUCCCACUUCACUGCUGCUUCCUAGAAGUAACUUUAUUCCCCCCCGCAAAGACAACCCUGUUGUUGUAAUUUGAAAUAAACAAUUUAUUAUAGUGUCCCUCUGAGGGAGGGCACCUGAGGUUUCUCUUAAUGCCCCCCUUGGGGUGAAUUGGGCUGAAACAACACCAAAGGGCCAGGGUGUGUAUGAGGGAGGUACAGAGCUGUCAGCUGGCCCUGGGGCCCAGCAAAUCAUCCUGAGUGUGAGCACAGGGCAUGGAUGGGAUCACCAACCACGGGAUCACCAUGGGAUAACCAACCAUGAGAUCACCACGGGCUCACCCCAGGAUCACCAACCAUGGGAUCACUCCAGGAUCACCAACCAUGGGAUAACCACAGCAUAACCAACUAUGGGAUCAGCCCCAGCCAGUCUGGGUUUAGGAGGGGCAGGUUCUGCCUGGCCCACCUCAUCUUCCCCCUGGUGGGUGAGUGAAAGGCUGGAUGUGUCUCCCUGGAGCUCAGCAGAGCCUUUGAGCCCCUCUCCCUUGGCAUCUCCUGGAGAAGCUGCAGCCCCAGCUUGGCUGGGAUGGCACCUGGCAGCUGGCUGGGCCCAGGGUGCUGGGAAUGGGGUCCCCUGGGAUCCAUGCUGGGAACAGCCCUGUUUAGCCUGUUCUGAUGGUCUGGAGGAGGGCACUGAGCUGACCCUCAGCUAACUGGGGUGACAGCCCUUGGGCAGGAAUGGGAGGGCUCUGCUGAGGGCCCUGGCCAGGCUGGCUGGGUGUGCCAUGGACCCUGCACUGCAGCUCCAGGACAGGUCUGGGUGUGGCACUCGGUGCUCCCAGCUGGGUCACAGCACUGGGAACAGGCUGGACCCAAAGACCCACAAGGUAUUUUCCAACCUCAGUAAUUCUGUGAUUUUCUAACAACUGAAUAGCAGCAGAGAGGAGGGGUGCAGCUCUUUGGGUUUUCUAUUCAGGUACAAAAACAGCACAAAGUAUGGAAGGCAUGGGUAAGAGUAGGUAGUGGAGAGAUGUCACAGCAACAAGGCUGGAUUGUUGGAAUUUUGAUGUUAGAAUUUUGAUGUCCACAGUCAGAUCAAUGCUCAUUCUUGAUCCCUUGGGGUGGUACCCACCAAACAAAAGGUUCAGAGGCUUGCAGACAUUCCAUUGACAUGGGAACAGCUGUGUCCCUCCCCAGGGAAAUGAUUCCUCCUGCCAGCCCUGAGGGCCAUGCAGAGCCCUCGGUGGAGCCUCCCUGGCAGCAGGCAGGGCACUCUGAGCCUGGGUGGCCUCAGUGCCCCUCUGGCUGUGCCCACUCGUGCUCCUGUGCUGUGUGGGCACCAUGGAGCUGAGCAGCAGUCUGGCUCCAGGAAGAGGCUGCCCCACCCUCUGCUCCUUCAUUCCCCUUUCCAGGCACAUCCAGAGGCACAGCAAGGCAUUGACUCCUUCCUGCCCCAGGGUUUACACACUUCAUAACACAGCGGGGAUGUUCAUUGUUUUAUUAUUGGAAGCAGCAAAUGAAGUGUAUCUAGUCAAAGUCGCUUUGUUAGGCAGAUCUUGCCAGUUUGAAAUGGUUUUGCUCUAAUCCUGCCCACAUGAAUGCAACUUCAUUGAUUCAGGAAGUUCUUUCUGCUCUACAGGACAUCACAAUAUAGCUUAGUUCUGAAGGGAGCUGUGCACUGGUAGUCCCACUGAAUUCAGUGCAAAAAAAAAAAAAAAAUUAAAAACCCAGAGUUUCUGUGAUUGCAGAAUGGCCCUGAGGGUUUUUUCAGCUAGCUUUUACAGAGAGCUUAUUUUAUUUGUGUUCAUGAGAGCCCCAGCCCUGCUCUGGCUGAGCUGAGGAACAGUGAAAAUACAGGGUGCAUAAGACUGUCUGUUAUUCUUUUCAAAUGGUUCUAAAAACAUCCUAGAAUUAAAUGACUUCUUAACUGGUUUGCA
Zonotrichia leucophrys gambelii is the source of this 3042-nucleotide messenger RNA. It is a transcript of the gene TK2, whose product is annotated as thymidine kinase 2. Gene Ontology annotation, molecular function: ATP binding; deoxynucleoside kinase activity. Gene Ontology annotation, biological process: nucleobase-containing compound metabolic process. The coding region runs from base 383 to 889 and encodes 168 amino acids. NCBI's taxonomy places the organism in Eukaryota, Metazoa, Chordata, Aves, Passeriformes, Passerellidae. Gene Ontology annotation, cellular component: cytoplasm. The record is from RefSeq and is a predicted model, not a curated record. The transcript has 11 exons.